ACGUGUUUAUUUUCGAUAAUCACCGUCCAAAACCCGUUUAUCUCGGCAGACCUGAACCAGAACGUUCCUAAACCAGUUGCUCGCUGGAUCUCCUCCUCAGGACGGUAAGCCACCACACACUUCCAGAGCCAUGAAGUCCGAAACAUGCUACCUGUUGGCCGUGGGGACCAUCAUCCUGGGCACGUUGGCCAGUUUGACCGCGGGUCAACAUCCGGCGGCGCGACCCUUCAGUAGUAAAGAGGUCAAGUGCCUUGUGUGUAAGGCUACGAUGACCGAAAUGGAGCUGGCCGUUGGCAAGGUCGAUCCCAAGAAGAAGAUCGACGUCGGAGACUACCGGUUGGACGCGACCGGCGAUUCCAAGAAGAAGAAGACUAUUUUGUACUCCAAGUCGGAGAUGUACCUGACCGAGCUGAUGGAAACGGUGUGCGACCGGAUGGACGACUACGCCAAGGCACGCUACAAGCGAAACGGCCGCCCGACGGUGCUGAAGAUGAUGACCGAGAACGGAAUGAACCCGGAGAUGUCCGAGGUUGACUUUGUCCAGGAGGGCGAUCUGAACAAAUCGCUGAAGCACCUCUGUCUGGAGAUUGUCGAGGACCAGGAGGAGGCUAUCUUGAAGCUGUUCAUGCAGGAGGGAAGUGUCAAGGACACGGACAUUAAACUGUGCUCCGAGCUGGCCGGAAUUUGCAACGAACAGCCGAUCGAGGACGAUUACCAGUACGAGGGAAGCGACGAACGGGACGAGCUGUGAGCCGGGGUGUGGACAGAGAUGUAAUAACAAGUUAGGAACAAAGACAAAAUACUACCGAGCCAAUGCGUGGAGUUUGUGGGUGCCAAGCAUUUAGUACUGCGAUAAGCUCAAUUUUACAAUAAAGUUUAAGGAAAGAGAGAGAAUGCAUUUUCGUUGCCGCUUUGUUAAAGAAGCUAGACAUAUUUAUAACAGGAAAGAUGAAAAAUAAAGAUUUUUUCAAAUUA
This is a messenger RNA of Culex pipiens pallens (northern house mosquito), 975 nucleotides long. RefSeq names its product protein seele (gene sel). The record is from RefSeq and is a predicted model, not a curated record. Bases 131 to 751 code for a protein of 206 amino acids. Gene Ontology annotation, cellular component: endoplasmic reticulum. NCBI's taxonomy places the organism in Eukaryota, Metazoa, Arthropoda, Insecta, Diptera, Culicidae. The transcript has a single exon.